UGGGGGGGGGACACAGCAGCCCUGGGGGGCAGGGGCACCGCAGAAUCCCCCAAAGUAGGUUAUUUGGCCCAAUUUGUGCCAUUUUUGCCCCAUUCCAUCUUUUUUUAAGCCACAGAAGGGGGAAGUUGGAUUUAAGGAAAAAAUCUGGCGCCUGGAGCAGCUCCGGGCCUGGGAAGUGGCUGAAGCCAGGAUUUAAUACCCCAUCCCCCACCCCCCACCCCCCAGGUCCUUAUGCCCCUGCCAAGAGUCACCCCAGACUGAUGCCCUCCUCAUUAGCUCCCGGCAUCCCCAUGGAUCUCCUUGCCGGCAUCGCCUGCGCCUGCACUGGGCUCCUGGCAGCGCUGGCGGCGGCGCUGCUGCUGGUGGCGCAUCGCUUGGGGCUCCUCUACCAGCUCUGGCACAAGGUGGACCCCCGCAGCCCCCGGCACGGUGGGGAGUUGGUGGCGGAGGUGCUGAAGGCACACGGUGUCCGCUUCCUCUUCGCCUUGGCUGGUGGCCACAUCUCCCCCAUCCUGGUGGCCAGCGAGAAGGUGGGCAUCCGUGUGGUGGACACCCGGCAUGAGGCCACCGCCGUCUUUGCUGCCGACGCCGUCUCCAGGCUCUCGGGUCGCAUCGGCGUCGCCGCUGUCACCGCUGGUCCCGGCGUCACCAACACAGUGACGGCCAUCAAGAACGCCCAGAUGGCUGAGUCACCGGUGCUGCUCAUCGGGGGAGCAGCCGCCUCGCUGCAGAAGGGUCGGGGAGCGCUGCAGGACAUCGACCAACUCUCGCUCUUCAGGACACUGUGCAAGGCGUGUGUCACGGCACGUACCGUCCGCGCCAUCGUCCCCACCCUCCGCCGUGCCAUCGCUACCGCGCAGUCGGGGACCCCCGGACCCGUCUUCGUGGAGCUGCCCAUCGACGUGCUCUACCCCUUCCACGUGGUGGAGAAGGAAAUCGGUGGCACCAAAAGCGCCCGGGGGCUGCGGGGGAAGGCGGUGCAGUGGUACCUCCAGAGCUACAUCCGUAACCUCUUCGCGGGAGCCUGGGAACCCCGGGAUGUGACCCCCCUGCCCGUGCGGGUGCCGCUGGCCACCGAGGAUGAGGUGCAGCGCUGCGCGGAACUGGUGAGCCGAGCCACGAGGCCACUGGUGCUGGUGGGCAGCCAGGCCAUGCUGCCGCCCACGCCAGCGGAGGAGCUGUGCGCGGCGCUGGAAGCUCUGGGCAUCCCCUGCUACUUGGGGGGGGCAGCACGGGGGCUUCUCCCCCCUGGCAGCCCCCUCCUCCUGCGCCAGAACCGCCGCGACGCGCUGCGGGACGCCGACAUGGUGCUGCUGGCAGGUGCCGUCUGUGAUUUCCGUCUGUCCUACGGGCGUGUGUUGGGGCGCGGCGCCGCCAUCGUGGCCGUUAACCGGGACCGGGGGCAGCUGCUCCGCAACGCCGACGUCUUCUGGGAGCCCCGGCUCGCGGUGCAAGGCGACGUGGGCUCGUUCGUGGUGCGGCUGGCGCGGAGCCUGCGUGGUUACCGGUGCCCCGAGCCCUGGCUGCAGCGGCUGCGCGAGGCCGAGCAGGAAAAGGAGCAGGCGAAUCGGGAGAAGGCGGCGACCCCCCCCCUGCACCACCUGAACCCCCUGGAGCUGCUGCAGCACCUGGACGCGCUGCUGCCCCCCGAGAGCAUCCUGGUGGCUGACGGGGGGGACUUCGUGGGCACUGCCGCCUACAUCGUCCGUCCCCGACGUCCCCUCUCCUGGCUGGACCCCGGUGUUUUUGGCACGUUGGGAGUCGGUGGCGGCUUCGCGCUGGGUGCCAAGCUCUGCCGUCCCCACGCGGAGGUUUGGGUCCUCUACGGUGACGGUUCGCUGGGUUACAGCUUGAUGGAGUUCGACACCUUCAUGCGGCACAAGACGCCGGUCAUCGCACUGGUGGGCAACGACGCAUGCUGGAGCCAGAUUGCCCGCGAGCAGGUGGCCCUGCUGGGCAGCAACGUGGCGUGUGGCCUCGAGUACCUGGACUACCACGCGGUGGCUGAAGCUCUGGGGGGCAAAGGCUUCCUGGUGGGCCGCCCGGACCGUGAGCGGCUGGACACCGUCCUCCGUGCCGCGCAGGAUGCGUGCCGCCAGGGCCGCCCCGUCCUCGUCAAUGCCCUCAUCGGCAAGACCGACUUCCGCGAUGGCUCCAUCUCCGUCUAGCGAUGCUGUCCCCAGAAUGUCCCCAACAGGUGGGGACAAAGUGGGGGUGGGGUGACACCGGUGCUGUGCACCCAACCCAGGGGACAACCAUGUCCCCACCCGCCCCCCCGGCAAUAAAGCAGCAUCGCUUACCCA
Molecule: messenger RNA, 2303 nt
Organism: Falco peregrinus (peregrine falcon)
Lineage: Eukaryota; Metazoa; Chordata; Aves; Falconiformes; Falconidae
Gene: ILVBL
Product: ilvB acetolactate synthase like
Biological process (GO): L-valine biosynthetic process
Cellular component (GO): acetolactate synthase complex
Molecular function (GO): magnesium ion binding; flavin adenine dinucleotide binding; acetolactate synthase activity
Source: RefSeq, a predicted model, not a curated record